This is a messenger RNA of Mustela lutreola (European mink), 1968 nucleotides long. It is a transcript of the gene MAPK13, whose product is annotated as mitogen-activated protein kinase 13. Bases 784 to 1698 code for a protein of 304 amino acids. Lineage: Eukaryota; Metazoa; Chordata; Mammalia; Carnivora; Mustelidae. The record is from RefSeq and is a predicted model, not a curated record. The transcript has 10 exons. Gene Ontology annotation, cellular component: cytoplasm; nucleus. Gene Ontology annotation, biological process: MAPK cascade; protein phosphorylation. Gene Ontology annotation, molecular function: MAP kinase activity; ATP binding.
ACUGGUGAAGGCCAAUGGCUGGUUUGGUCAAGGGAAGAGUCCAGACUUGAUCCCAUAGGCAGCCUCAAGUCCACAGAGGAUUUGAACAUAGCGUGAAUAGUCAGAUCAGAUUUGGGGGUGCACUUUAGGAGGGGGCAGGGAAACAGGGAGCAGCUCUAGAAGCAGAGAACGCCUGGAGAAGGGCAUUCCAGACCUGGAUCUAACUAAGGCGGAGGUGAUGGGAGGCUGAGAGCGGACCUGAGAACCGUCAGGAGACAGGACUGUCGAAGGGUCGUAUCUGUUGGGAGAGGGAGUGGCCCGGAGAGGGGCUGUAAAUCAGGAUGCCAGGCUCCUGCUUGGAAUACAAGGGGAAGGAAGAACAGAUCUUGGGAGAAAGAUGAUGAGCUCUGUUUUGGACACAACUUUUGAGGAGCCUGUAAACGUUAGGGUGUUUAAUCAGCAGUUGCAAAUAAAUCUGGAAACUCCGGGAGCUCUGGGCUCAGCUAAAACAUGAUGCAAUACUGUUGAUGAAGGGAUCAACAGAGAAAUCUUGAGGGAGAGUCAGACUUUGCAAGAGGUCCGACAGGAAGAAAGGGAGAAAGGGAGCCGUGGGAGUGCCUGCUGGGCAGCCCUUGGUCCAGCAGUUUCCAAGGGGUGGGAACAGAUGUCAGGUUGUCAGGGGAUUGGAAGUUAAGGCAGAGAGUCGAGAGGUUGAACCACUCUUUCUAGAAGUUUGGUUGGGGAGGCAAAGAGGGAGAAGGGGUGGCUCUUUGAAGAAUCAAGUCAAGAGGUGGUGAUACAAGCAUGGGAAGACUUCAGCAAGUUUGUCAGCCAACGGGAGAGAACCUGGGUCCAUGCGGAGGUGAAGGACAGCAGUGGGGAGGGGACCGUGCAUGGAGCAGGACCCCCGUGAGGAAGAGGGGAUGCUACCUGGUGAUGCCCUUCAUGCAGACAGACCUGCAGAAGAUCAUGGGGAUGGAGUUCAGUGAGGACAAGAUCCAGUACCUGGUGUAUCAAAUGCUCAAGGGUCUCAAGUAUAUCCACUCAGCUGGGGUCGUGCACAGGGACCUGAAGCCGGGCAACCUGGCCGUGAACGAGGAUUGCGAGCUGAAGAUCUUGGAUUUCGGGCUGGCCCGGCAUGCGGACGCCGAGAUGACAGGCUACGUGGUGACCCGCUGGUACCGGGCCCCUGAGGUGAUCCUCAGCUGGAUGCACUACAAUCAGACUGUGGACAUCUGGUCUGUGGGCUGUAUCAUGGCGGAGAUGCUGACGGGGAAAACUCUGUUCAAGGGGAAAGAUUACCUGGAUCAGCUGUCCCAGAUCCUAAAAGUGACCGGGGUGCCGGGGGCAGAGUUUGUGCAGAAGCUGAAUGACAAAGCAGCCAAAUCCUACAUCCAGGCCCUGCCACAGAGCCCCAAGAAGGAUUUCUCUCAGCUCUUCCCGCGUGCCAGCCCCCAGGCCAUAGACCUGCUGGAGAAGAUUCUGGAGCUGGAUGUGGACAAGCGCCUGACGGCCUCGCAGGCCCUUGCCCACCCCUUCUUUGAGCCCUUCCGAGACCCCGAGGAGGAGACAGAGGCCCCACAGCCAUUUGAUGAUUCCUUAGAACAUGAGAAACUCACGGUGGAUGAAUGGAAGCAGCACAUCUACAAGGAGAUCGUGAACUUCAGUCCUAUUGCCCGGAGGGACUCACGACGCCGCAGCGGCAUGAAGCUGCAGUGACCUGUCUAGCCGGACCCCUGGCUGAGCCCAGGGACUACCCGUGGCACCACCUGCCAGGGAUCCUGCCACUAGGACUGAUGCCUGCUGGUCCCUAGGACAUGUCCGGCCCUUCUGGGAUUAUCCUCUUCUGGGGUGGAGGAGAGAGGGGCCUGGUCCUUCUGUAAGAAACAGACCUUACAGAAUUCAGUAGCUGCAGAAUUCAGAGAUGUUGGUUGGGAGAAAAUAGCUCUGAUCACAACCAGCCACAUUAAAUCGUCCAUCUGGAGACUC